AUGGGGGCUGUACAGGUACCUUUGACGACACCGAGUCGAUUGGGGAAGCUCCCAAGCGUCUUCGACGUACAGACCAGGAAUCACCCACCGCUCUGCGGCAAUCCGGAGGGAUGGGGCCCUAUCAGCAACAUUCGUUACGAUUUCACUCCUUGCUUCCUCGACAUUUGGAUAGUGUUUGCGGCAGCAUGGGGAAUCGUGUUUGGAGUCGGCGCUGUGUGGUAUCUACUGAAGAAAAGAAUACCGCAAGAGGUACCUAAGAACUGGCACUUCUACGUGAAACUCUCAGUCAUUGUCUGCAUUGCCGUAACCACCGCCCUUCAAGCCGCGCUACAAAUCGAGCAACUCCCGAAAGUAUGGAUGAACGAUAUAAGAUUCUAUGCUCCAAUUCUCUUGCUGGGAUCAUUGGGCGUUAUAUUCGCAGUGCAAUACUCCGAGCAUUCGAGAGCAAGGAAUCCAAAUGGUGUCGUAUUGUUCUUCUGGGUGUUCUUCGUCAUUGCCCAUGGAGUUAAACUCAGGUCACUCAUUGCAAGAGAUGCCUUCCGAGACCGCCUACCCUUCUUCAUCAUAUUCACCGUCGGCCUUGGUCUAGGUAUUGUUGAGUUCAUUCUCGAAUACUUCGUUCCUAAGAAACAAAGCGUAUACGACGCCCUGGGCGCUGAGGAUGAGUGUCCGAUGGAAUAUGCCGACAUAUUCUCCAUUCUUACUUUUGGCUGGAUGACUCCAAUGAUGCGCUUUGGGUACAAGAACUUCUUGACGGCAGAUGACUUAUGGAAUCUGCGUCAGAGAGAUACCACCAAAGUCACGGGUGAUCUGCUACAACGAGCAUGGGAGCUCGAGCUCGAGAAGAAGAAGCCCAGUCUCUGGAUUGCUCUCGGGCGAGCCUUCGGUGGGCCGUACCUAAGAGGAGCCCUUAUCAAGACGGUCAGCGAUUCUCUAGCUUUCAUCCAGCCACAGUUACUGCGGCUACUUAUCAAGUUUGUGGACUCGUAUCGACAUGGCAACGUACCCCAACCAGCUAUCAGAGGCGUUGCAAUCGCCCUUGCAAUGUUUGCAACCUCUGUCUGCCAGACAGCGGCCCUCCAUCAGUACUUCCAGAGAGCUUUUGAGACGGGCAUGAGAGUUAAGGCAUCCCUCACUUCAAUGAUUUACUCAAAAUCUCUAAAACUGUCGAACGAAUCCCGCGCUACAAAGUCAACUGGCGACAUCGUCACGUACAUGAGUGUCGACCAACAGCGUUUGUCGGAUCUGUGUCAGUGGGGUCAGCAGUUGUGGUCGGCCCCUUUCCAGAUUGCGCUCUGCAUGAUCUCCCUCUACAAGCUGGUCGGAGUGGCUUGCUUUGCGGGUGUCGCCGCAAUGGUACUCAUGGUGCCUAUCAAUGCCUUCAUUGCUCGAUUCAUGAAGAGGCUGCAGUUGUCACAGAUGAAGUACAAGGAUAGUCGUGCGCGUCUCAUGACAGAAAUCUUGAACAACAUGAAGAGCAUCAAGUUGUACGCCUGGGGCUCGGCCUUCAUGGACAAGCUGAGCCAUGUACGGAACGACCAGGAGCUCAAUAACCUGCGCAAGAUUGGUGCUGCCCAGUCUUUUGCCACUUUCACGUGGAGCUCAACGCCCUUCUUCGUCUCCUGCUCCACCUUUGCAGUGUUUGUUCUUGUCAAUAAGCAGCCUCUGACUACCGACCUCGUUUUCCCGGCGCUGACACUGUUCAACCUCCUUACUUUUCCCCUCACCAUCUUGCCCAUGGUCAUCACUAGUAUCAUCGAGGCUACUGUCGCAGUGGGCCGCCUCACGGCUUUCUUUACGGCCGAUGAAUUACAGGAGAAUGCGGUGCGGUUCAUCGAUCAACCUGCUGAGCAAGCAGGCGAGGAGUCUGUCUCCAUUCGUGAGGCCACAUUCACGUGGGAUAAGAAUCAAGACAAGAACGUUCUGCAGAACAUCAAUUUCAAAGCGAACAAAAGUGAGCUCACCGCGGUCGUUGGUCGGGUCGGCGACGGCAAGUCGUCUCUCCUUCAAUCGAUUCUCGGCGACCUCUGGAAGAUCAAUGGCGAAGUGGUUGUUCGUGGUCGACUUGCAUACGUUGCACAGCAGCCGUGGGUCAUGAAUGCGUCGGUCAAAGAGAACAUCGUUUUUGGUCAUCGUUGGGAUCCUCAUUUUUACAAUCAAACCGUCAGCGCGUGCGCUUUGACAGAUGAUUUCAAGCAACUCCCUGAUGGUGACCAGACGGAAGUGGGAGAGCGUGGCAUAAGUCUGUCGGGCGGUCAAAAGGCGCGCCUGACACUCGCAAGAGCAGUCUACGCGAGAGCGGAUAUAUACCUUCUCGAUGACGUGCUGUCGGCGGUUGAUCAGCAUGUUGGGCGACACAUCAUCAACAAUGUCUUGGGCCCUAACGGUCUCUUGUCCGGUAAAGCCAGGAUUCUUGCCACCAACGCCAUCACUGUGCUGAAAGAAGCCGAUUACAUCUACCUGCUCAGAAAUCAGUCGAUUCUCGAAAAAGGCACAUACAAGCAACUCAUAGCUAUGCGUGGCGAAGUCUCUAAUAUCAUCAAGUCUGCCGUCUCGGAUGAGGGCGAACAUGGCGGCUCCGAGGCCGAAAAGAGCCCAAGCAUUGAAGGCAUGGACAGCGAUGAUUCGACAGCUUUUCAAGACGAAUUAGAUCCCGAAGAGGCUGAAGAAGCUCGACAAGAAGUCGGCGGUCUGGCUCCUAUACGCCCAGGACCGUCUGGUCCCUCGACUGCUGGCCGAAAGUCCAGCUAUGCUACUCUCCGACGCGCGUCUACAGUCAGCUUUCAUGGGCCGAUGGGCGCAGUCACUGACGAGGAGCAAGGUCUGAAAACCAAGCAAAACAAGGAGACGCAGGAGCAGGGCAAGGUCAAAUGGUCUGUUUACACAACCUAUGCGAAAGAGAGCAAUCUCGUCGCCGUCGGGAUCUAUUUCGUCGCUCUGGUCGCAGCCCAGACUGCCCAGAUCGGCGGCAGCUUCUGGCUGAAACGUUGGUCCGAGAUCAACGAGAGGACUGGAAUCAACCCUGAAGUGGGCAAAUACAUUGGGGUCUAUUUUGCGUUUGGCAUUGGAGCAGCAGGACUUGUUGUGAUCCAGACCCUGCUGCUCUGGAUCUUCUGCUCUAUUGAGGCAUCUCGCAAACUCCAUGAUCGCAUGGCCUAUGCGAUCUUCCGAUCACCAAUGAGCUUCUUUGACACAACACCCAUUGGACGUGUCUUGAACCGAUUCUCAUCCGAUAUCUAUCGCGUGGACGAGGUCAUUGCACGCACGUUCAACAUGCUCUUCGUCAAUACAGGUCGAGCGAUAUUCACCAUCGGUGUUAUUGCAGUAUCCACACCAGUCAUCCUCGUCGUUGUGCUACCGUUGGGCGUUGUCUAUGUCGUCUACCAGAAGUAUUACCUUCGAACGUCUCGGGAGCUCAAGCGUCUUGAUAGCGUCAGUCGAAGUCCGAUCUACGCUCACUUUCAGGAAUCACUCGGUGGCGUUUCUACCAUUCGAGCAUAUCGUCAGCAGGGGCGCUUCGCUCUGGAGAAUGAAUGGCGCAUGGAUGCGAAUCUACGAGCAUAUUUCCCGUCUGUGAGCGCUAAUAGAUGGCUUGCCGUUCGCUUGGAGUUCAUCGGAUCAAUCAUCAUCUUCUCAUCGGCCGUCUUCGCCAUUAUCUCGGUCAGCACAGGAAGCGGUCUAUCCGCGGGUAUGGUUGGUCUUGCGAUGUCCUAUGCACUACAGAUUACGCAAUCCCUGAAUUGGAUCGUCCGACAGACCGUAGAAGUCGAGACCAACAUUGUGUCAGUAGAACGCGUGCUUGAAUAUGCGAACCUCCCAAGCGAAGCACCAGACGUCAUCUUCAAGAAGCGACCUAACAUAGGCUGGCCGGCCAGUGGUCAGAUCACACUCAAGAACUAUUCGACCAGGUAUAGGGAGAAUCUCGAUCCGGUGCUCCGCGAUAUCUCGUUGAGCAUUAAUGCGAAGGAGAAGAUUGGGGUUGUUGGCCGCACCGGAGCAGGCAAAUCCUCACUCACUCUGGCCCUGUUCAGGAUAAUCGAGCCAAUCUCAGGGAAUAUUAGUAUUGACGGACUCAACACAUCAACCAUUGGGCUUCUCGAUCUUCGACGUAGACUGGCCAUCAUCCCGCAAGACGCAGCACUAUUCGAGGGAACCGUCCGAGACAACUUAGAUCCGCGUCACGUUCAUGAUGACACCGAGUUGUGGAGUGUGCUAGACCAUGCGCGCCUCAAGCAGCAUGUAUCGGAAAUGCCAGGCCAGUUAGAUGCUGCGAUCCAUGAAGGAGGCUCCAACCUUAGCCAAGGUCAACGUCAGCUUGUGUCCCUUGCACGAGCUCUUUUGACACCGAGCAACAUUCUGGUACUGGAUGAAGCGACAGCUGCCGUUGACGUUGAGACAGACGCCCUGCUUCAAGCGACGCUAAGAAGCACCGUGUUCGACAACCGCACCAUCAUCACAAUCGCCCAUCGGAUCAACACCAUCUUGGACUCUGACCGAAUCGUGGUUCUCCAGCAAGGCAAAGUCGCCGAAUUUGACACUCCACAGGAGCUCAUCAAUAGACGCGGGUUAUUCUAUGAGCUCGUUCGUGAAGCUGGGCUACUGGACAAUUUUGGAAACGGCACUGUCUAA
Messenger RNA from Cyphellophora europaea CBS 101466, 4629 nucleotides. RefSeq lists its product as uncharacterized. The transcript is spliced from 6 exons. Lineage: Eukaryota; Fungi; Ascomycota; Eurotiomycetes; Chaetothyriales; Cyphellophoraceae. Gene Ontology annotation, molecular function: ATP binding; ABC-type transporter activity; ATP hydrolysis activity. Gene Ontology annotation, biological process: transmembrane transport. The record is from RefSeq and is a predicted model, not a curated record. The coding region runs from base 1 to 4629 and encodes 1542 amino acids. Gene Ontology annotation, cellular component: membrane.